Messenger RNA from Exophiala oligosperma, 1389 nucleotides. RefSeq lists its product as uncharacterized. Lineage: Eukaryota; Fungi; Ascomycota; Eurotiomycetes; Chaetothyriales; Herpotrichiellaceae. The coding region runs from base 308 to 1090 and encodes 260 amino acids. The transcript has 2 exons. Gene Ontology annotation, cellular component: cytosol. The record is from RefSeq and is a predicted model, not a curated record. Gene Ontology annotation, molecular function: FMN binding; oxidoreductase activity.
GAAAUCCUCCUUGCAUUACUAUAAUAACAUUAGACUGUUCAGCCAUUGUCUUCUACCGUUGAAACCAAUAUACACAGAAACAUACACAUACACUCAACAACAAGCAAGCAAGAAAGAAAGAGGACUAGCGAAGGAAAGAUUGUUGAGGUGUGUCACAGCAUUGUCACUGUGUUACUACUCCGAGUCAUACCUUCCUCAUCUUCAUCAACCUAAUCCUCACUCUGGUAUAUGACAGCCUCGUCGCACCUCACAUAUCAGUGGACAAAUCACAACCUGAGUGCGACACCAGGACCUAUCCUAUCUCAAUAUGUCGGCAAAUGCCAAUUCAUCAGUACCCGGCAGUGAUCUGUCCAAAGCCAUGGACGCAGCUUUGAAGCCUCAGAUACCAAACAAGAUCGGAAUCAUCGUCUGUAGCCAGCGCAGCCCACGAGCAUGUCCUCAGAUCAGCACCUUCGUCUUGGAGACACUCAAGGAUUUCCAGAAGACUCAUCCCAGCCCUCGUCCUUACGCCCUGAGCCUGAUAGAUCUCAAUGAUAACCCUCUACCGAUCUUCAAUGAACCUGAUGUACCUUCACAGAUCAAGUCAGCAUCAGACUACAAGUUUGCACACACUCGUGCCUGGUCUGAGCUUAUUUCUUCGUACAUGGCCUUUGUCUUUGUCACUCCACAGUACAACUGGGGCUAUCCCGCAAGUAUCAAAAACGCCAUUGACUACCUCUUCCACGAGUGGAGGGGCAAGCCGGCUCUGGUGGUUUCCUAUGGUGGUCAUGGCGGAGGCAAGGCGGCAGUACAGUUGCAGCAAGUCCUGGAGGCAGUCAACAUGAAGGUCGUCAAGGAUUUUGUUGCUCUCCAAUUUCCCGACAGGGCGUUUCUUUACAAAGCUGCGCACGGUGAGGAUCUCAACCUGAGGGUGGUAUCAGAAGAGGCAGGUCGCGAAAGAGUCAUUGAGACAGAGAAUGCACAAGCGAUACUUGCUGGAGGUGAUGCAACCAUGGAAGCUGGGGGCAAUACAAAGGACCCUGUGUGGGCACAAGAAAGUAAGGAACUCUGCACCCAAUUCUGGGAGUUAGUCACGACCUUGAAUGCCUGAAGGAGGACGUCGGGAAAGGUGUGCUCUCCGUGGACAAUGAGAACGAUAAACUCGAGCCGUGGAACCCGCAAAGUUGCAAGCCAUUAUUUCAAAUGGUGGCACACAUGGAGUUCAUUGCAUGACACCAGGUUUAGUCUCCUGUGACCAGCAUCCUCACAGCAGGUCAAUUCUUGAGUUUGCCGUCACCUUUUAGUGUUAUUAUCGUCCUCCAAAUCGACUGGCCAGGUAGCGCGAGGAAGUGAUUGCUGGCAGUGUUGGCGAAAUGCUAGGGUAACUAGACUAAAAAAUCAAUUAGCAAG